Erinaceus europaeus (western European hedgehog) is the source of this 1253-nucleotide messenger RNA. RefSeq lists its product as uncharacterized. Gene Ontology annotation, molecular function: GTPase activator activity. Lineage: Eukaryota; Metazoa; Chordata; Mammalia; Eulipotyphla; Erinaceidae. Bases 74 to 1042 code for a protein of 322 amino acids. The record is from RefSeq and is a predicted model, not a curated record. The transcript is spliced from 7 exons.
GAGACCGAGUUGGCAGUGCACUUCAGUGCUGUGUCCAGCUCUCUCUUCAGUGUCAAGGAGUAAAGAAUAAAGGAUGUCCGUGUCUACUAGAAAGUCCUCCAGGCUCUCUGGGUUUCUUGGCUGGCUUCCUUGUUUAAGGAACUCUCCUGCGGAUGAGGACAUACCCCAAGAAGAGACGCCGUGGGAGGGUUCCUGUGGCAUGCAGGUUCUAGAUGGCCUGGCAAAAUUCAAAAUUGGCAGGAGGAGGCAGGCACGGCAAAUAUAUUUAUGUACAAAUGUACUUCUAAUCUCCAACAGCAAGUUUAAGAGUAAAUUCAAAAUUGACCACUUUGUGCCCCUGCACACCAUGUGGGUAUCUGACUGCUUGGGGAAGUCUGGAAGAGCCAACAGCAGAGCCAGGAGAUCCCUGGUUUUGGGCUGGUCCAGCAUCAACUUCGUGGUCUCUUUUUUUUCAGUGCGUCGCAAGGAAGAAUGGUUUUACUUCCUUCACAGGUACAUCAUGCUUGCUAAAAGCAAGGCCCAACCUGAAAAUACUCUGCAGGACACCGUCUCAGAAGAUGUGGAGAACUGCGCCUGUGACCCUGAGAAAGAUGACCAGGUACCUAUGAAGCCUGUGAAAAAUGAGACCCCAGAUGCAAUGAAGGGUGUCUUUACUGAGGAUGAAGCUACCUGGACCACUUUCAGAUCCAUCAUCAGGAAUCCCAAGAAACAGGGCCUUUUGGUGGCCAUGAACCAGGAAAUCAGCAUCAAGGCCAAAAUGGAAAACAUCUGGCAAUGUGCCAUAUAUAACCAUCUAUGCAAGGCCCCCAGGGCGCUCCUAGAACCUACUCUGCUAUUCCUCUCUGCCCCUCAAUGUACCCUCAAAUCUGAGAGAGGCUCAGGAGACAAGGUCACCCACAAGGUGCCACUCCACAAUAACUAUGCUCUGGGUCACCCCAUCUUCCCAGUGCACCUAGCAGUAGAGGACAUGAUGGACUAUGUCAAUCUGGUCCUACAAAAGAAGAAAGUUAUCACCAUAAAAUUUUCUCCCACUGUGGCCUAACUGUCCACCUUCAAAUGCCUGGGUAUCACCAAGUAAGAUAUGCCAGAGUGAGACCUUUCUCUCCUGGACCCCGCUUCUUUCUUUAGGUUAUCACUUUUGGCAUGAUUGAUUUCACACAAAAAUAUUCUCUUCUUUAAGUAAAUAUACUAUUUUAUUCCUACUAUAUUUCUAUUUUAUUAUAAUUAUACAAUAAAUAUCAUUCUAUAACUUU